This is a messenger RNA of Brassica oleracea var. oleracea, 1023 nucleotides long. Its product is annotated as peptidyl-prolyl cis-trans isomerase CYP28, chloroplastic. The transcript has 2 exons. Bases 53 to 895 code for a protein of 280 amino acids. NCBI's taxonomy places the organism in Eukaryota, Viridiplantae, Streptophyta, Magnoliopsida, Brassicales, Brassicaceae. Gene Ontology annotation, cellular component: chloroplast. Gene Ontology annotation, molecular function: peptidyl-prolyl cis-trans isomerase activity. The record is from RefSeq and is a predicted model, not a curated record. Gene Ontology annotation, biological process: protein peptidyl-prolyl isomerization.
UAGAAGAAAGCUAAAUAUCAGAGGAGAGAGAGACGUUGCAAUCAUUCCACCAAUGGCAUCAUCAUCCAUUCUCAUCCCUCCGAUUCUCUCCGCUUCCAUCAGCCGUCGCAACCUCCUCCUCUCCACCACAAUCGCCACCGUAUCCCCGUCCCCUCAGAUUCCUUCCCCAGACGUAACAAUCACCGAUCGAAUCUUCCUCGAUUUCUCCCUCUGUCCAUCUUACUUCCGCUCCGAUCCCUCAGCCACACUCUCCUCCACCACACCUUGCUCCGACUCCACUCCUCUUGGCCGCGUCGUUCUCGGUCUGUACGGCCGUCAUGUUCCACUCACUGUCUCCACUUUCAAGCUCAUGUGCACUUCCUCCUCUACAUCUUACAAAAACACUCCCAUCCACAAAAUCUUCCCCGGUCAGUUUUUCCUCGCCGGAAGACAAGGAUUACGUCGAGACACGGCGGAGGCUGGUCCUCUUAAUUUGCCUCGAAACACCGACGUCGUCAAUUCCAAGUCGUUCCUCCUCCCUCACGCUCGUCCUGGACUCGUCUCUCUUUGCUUGUCUGAAAACGACGACGACGAUGAAACCAGACUCGAUCCGGAGUACAGAAAUGUCGAGUUCUUGAUCACUACAGGACCUGGUCCUUGUCCGCAGCUCGACGGUGGCAACAUUGUCUUCGGAACUGUCCUUGAAGGGUUAGAUGUGGUGACUAGUAUAGCUGCAGUGCCAACGUUUAAGCCGUCAGAGAAGAUUCGACAGUUCAACGAUUUUGCAGAGUUUCUGGGAGAUGAAAGAGCUCAGAACGCAAGAUCAUUGUGGAACAGACCUCUCAAGACGGUUUUCAUUAGUGACUGUGGAGAGCUUAAGGUCACUAAGCCUUCUCUCUCUCCAUCUCUGCCUUAAGUAUAUAUGAUGUGUGUCAAAUCUUUUCUUAUUUUGUGUUUAUAGUAAUCAUCUGCUUCUUCUACUCUCAACAAUUAUAAUUCAAUUCUACUCAACAGUUCUUCUGCUGGUUGCUAAAGAUUACGAUA